AUGGUUAACCAAGGGUCCCACACCACCAAAGGAGAACCAAACACUUAUGCACAACCCCGAAUGAUCUCUGUAGCCAUUGAAGACACCCCCUCCUUCCUUGCCCUCCACUCACAACGCCACCUCUUUCCUCUGUCCCCGCCACUAUGGAUGACUGUCACACCGUGCGGCCUGUCACGAAACACUAUAAGACCCGCCGGCAAUAGAAGUCACAAACACAGGACAGUAAUGACCGUACACGACUCACCCCCCGCGGCGAUCCCACUACUGCCACACAGCUCCCAGCCAUCAGGGCCACAGCAGUUCAGAGGGCGCUUCAAACUGUCUCGGUUCAUCUUCUCGUCGGCUUCUGGUCAGACUAUAAUGACAGCCGUCAGCCAAGCAGCGCACCACAACUUUGCCCUUAAGGGAAAAAUUUUGCACGAAUUUAAAGUGACAGUGAUCGACUCCUCGGAAGGAAGUCUCGUUGCAAAGGCGAACCACCGUUGGUCGCCAGUGAGAAAGGCAUCGUCUGCGGUCAUAACAAUGUUGGCUUACGCAAGAAGGCCGCUCUCAUGUCUCGCUCAGAACGUGUUUGUGGUGAGAAACACUAUUGGAACUCAGAGGGGCCAUUGCUUACGGCAUCAGUGGCUGCAGCGGCCCUUUGCUACCGGAAAGAGUGGCCCAAUUAAGUCGUCUAUGUUGAAGAGAUAUGGGAAGCUGCUCAGUAUGGGUUUCGGAGUGGGUGCUUUUGCAGGAGUUUACUAUGCCUACGAGUUUUACAAGAAGAUCACCACUCCAGUGUCCAACCCCUCGGAGGGCGGGGAGUAUAUCCUGAAAGAGUCGCCACCAGAGUACACCCCGGCAAGAACAAUUCAUGUGCCAACAGACACCACUGGUUUGAAGAUCACACUGUUUCAGUACCAGACAUGCCCAUUCUGCUGCAAAGUCAGAGCAUUCCUAGACUUUUAUGGCUUCAACUAUGAUGUGAUUGAGGUGAACUCUGUGACUCGCUCUCAGACUAAAUGGACAGACUACCGAAAAGUUCCAUUUCUCAUCAUAAAGUUUCCAGAUUCAGAAACUAUUCUGCAAUUGAAGGACAGCACCAUGAUCAUUUCUGUGCUGGAGUCUUACCUCCGCAACAAGAGCGAGAGUAUGCAGAAGUUAGUCAAGUGCUAUCCCACCAUCAACUAUACAGAUGAAGAAGGAGAAAAGCGCGUUGAGAUAAUGAACAAGUACUUCCUCAUGUACGGACAGCAUCCAUCGGGACGCACAAAGGAGGAUAUUGUAGAGGAACGCAAAUGGAGGAAGUGGGUUGACGAUGUCCUAGUCCAUGUACUGUCACCAAAUGUUUAUAGAACUCCAUCUGAGGCUUUUCAAGCAUUCCAGUGGUUUUCUAAGGUUGGCAACUGGGAAGAGCUUUUUGCUACUUGGGAAAGACUGUUGGUUGUGUACGUUGGAGCUGCUGCCAUGUAUCUCAUUGGAAAGAACUUGAAGAGAAGACAUCAACUGCAUGAUGAUGUACGAGAGUCAUUUUACAAGGAAGUUAAUGUCUGGCUGAAGGCUCUCAAGAAGAAAGGUACAAGGUUCAUGGGAGGUGAUACUCCAAACUUAUCAGAUCUCAGUGUUUAUGGUGUCCUGACAGCAGUGGAGGGCUGUGAUGCAUUUCAGGAUGUUAAGAAAAAUACAAAAAUAUCGCAAUGGUUUGAGAACAUGACAGAAGUUGUAAAACAGCAUAGUGGUGCUACACUUGUCACUGAGAGAGGCAGUUCUACAUGAUGACUGUGAGCAGAUCUAUGGCUUAGGUGAUGGGAGAUAUAUCAGUUCAUGCAAUGUUUGUUUGCACAUACUAUUUCUCCAUUAAUGAUCAGGAAGAUCAUAGUGUGAAUAUUUAAAUUGUAUAUAUGAAUAGGAUUUCUUGAAUUAUCAUAGGCUGUUGUGAUGAUUCUGAAUCUAUUUAGCUUAUCUAUGGCAUUAUUUGAAAUUGUGCAUCAAUGGUUUUUUACUAAUUAGGGGAAUUCAUAUACAUAUUUUGUACUGCAAAAUUGUUAUUAAUUGGUUGAAAUUAAAAUCAGAUAUUCAUUCUUAAUAUUUUGUUGCAGGUGCAGUCAAUAAGUGCAUAAUUUUUUAUCACUAAUUGAAUAUGUAAAUAAAAUUUUAGAGAAAA
This is a messenger RNA of Portunus trituberculatus (swimming crab), 2143 nucleotides long. RefSeq names its product prostaglandin E synthase 2-like (gene Su(P)). The transcript is spliced from 11 exons. Gene Ontology annotation, molecular function: prostaglandin-E synthase activity. Gene Ontology annotation, cellular component: mitochondrion. Lineage: Eukaryota; Metazoa; Arthropoda; Malacostraca; Decapoda; Portunidae. The record is from RefSeq and is a predicted model, not a curated record. Bases 1 to 1755 code for a protein of 584 amino acids.